GGUUAUUCUGUAAUUAGUGAUACCAACUACUUAACUCUAAAAUAUAGUUAUAAAAUAUAGUUUCCACUAGAAUAUCAUGUUUAUCAACAUGAUAGUAACUAAAGCUAACCAAAACGUGUAACGAUCAAUAAAAAUAAACAAUAAGCAUUGUAUAUUGAUCAACAAUGGGGAAAACAUCAAAAGAUAAACGAGAUAUAUAUUAUCGACGAGCGAAAGAAGAAGGAUGGAGAGCAAGGAGUGCUUUUAAAUUGCUUCAAAUAGAUAACGAGUGUCAUAUUUUGGAUGGAGUAAACAAAGCUGUAGAUUUGUGCGCUGCACCCGGUAGUUGGAGUCAAGUUUUAUCACGAAGAUUAAAUGAGAAUUAUAAAAAAGCUUUGGAAGCAGGAAAUGCAAUACCUCCAAAAAUAGUUGCAGUUGAUUUACAAGCUAUGGCACCAUUGGAAGGAGUGAUUCAAAUUCAAGGAGAUAUUACGAAUAUUGACACUGCAAAACAAAUUAUCUCCCAUUUUGAUAACGAACAAGCCGAUUUAGUAGUUUGCGAUGGAGCACCUGAUGUGACAGGUUUACAUGAUAUGGAUAUUUAUAUCCAAUCUCAGUUGUUAUUAGCAGCUUUGAAUAUUACUACUCACAUACUAAGACAAGGAGGCACAUUUGUAGCAAAAAUAUUUAGAGCUAAAGAUGUGACAUUGCUAUAUGCUCAAUUGAAAAUAUUUUCCCUAUGUCUAUUGUACGAACCUAGCAGUUCGCGUAACUCUAGUAUUGAAGCAUUCGUAGUUUGUAAAGAUUAUUCACCACCAGAAGGUUAUAAACCUCAUAUGAUGAAUCCUCUCUUAACACAUAAGCCAUGUGAUUUUAAUGAGCUUACAGGAGUUAAUAGAGUUAUUGUUCCAUUUGUUGUUUGUGGUGAUCUUAGUCAACCUGAUUCUGAUACGUGUUAUCCAUUGGAUUUCGAAGGAAAAGAAUACAUUUACCACGAACCGGUGCAGACACCGAUUUCACCACCUUACAAAGAAGCACUCAGUUUGAUGGAGGAUAGAGAUACCGAUUUCAGAAGAUUCGACGUUAAUGUAGUUGUAGAUAAUCUAAGUUCAAUGACUAUUGAGGACUUUAAAAAACAAGCGAAGCAAAAACAUAAAGACAUAAAUGAAACUAAAAGGAUCGAAUUGCAAGAUAAAAAAGAUGAUAGCGAGGAAGAUAUAUUGGGACUUGACAAGUUAAUGUCCACCGAAUUAUUUGAUGAAUCUAAAAAUAAAGAUAGUGAUAACAUGUAAAAA
This is a messenger RNA of Apis florea (little honeybee), 1274 nucleotides long. RefSeq names its product tRNA methyltransferase 7-32 (gene Trm7-32). Gene Ontology annotation, cellular component: cytoplasm. Gene Ontology annotation, molecular function: tRNA methyltransferase activity. Gene Ontology annotation, biological process: cytoplasmic translation; tRNA methylation. The record is from RefSeq and is a predicted model, not a curated record. Lineage: Eukaryota; Metazoa; Arthropoda; Insecta; Hymenoptera; Apidae.